CCAAAGAAGAGGCUGAGCCGGUGUUUUUCCACUCAGCAGGAUGGGUGAUGCUCAACGCUCCCUCAUUAGACAACAGAGACGAGAGGUCAGGAAGAAAGCGCUUAUAAAUCACCCCUUCCUCCCUCGCAGCCCGGCUAGUCGGGCGGUACCUUUCCCCAGGACACACCGGGCAGACGCCUAGAGCCCUGGCCAGCCACCUGAACCCGCAGCAGGAAGAGAAAAUCCAUUCAGGAGAGACUCUUCUUCAUUGCCUCACCCUAUGGAGGAAUCACCACUGCCCAUCCACAGUGAGGAGGGGACAGAAGUCCCAACUGAAACCAGAAACAUGGCAACAAAGGAGAAGCUGCAGUGUUUGAAAGAUUUCCACAAGGACAUCCUCAAACCUUCCCCUGGCAAGAGCCCUGGGACACGCCCUGAGGACGAGGCAGAGGGGAAGCCGCCUCAACGGGAGAAGUGGGCGAGUAAGAUUGACUUUCUGCUGUCCGUGGCUGGUGGAUUUAUUGGUUUAGGCAAUGUCUGGCGGUUUCCGUAUCUCUGCUAUAAAAAUGGCGGAGGUGCAUUUCUUAUACCUUAUUUCAUUUUCCUGUUUGGGGGAGGUCUUCCUGUGUUUUUCCUGGAGGUGGCGCUAGGACAAUAUACCUCUGAAGGAGGAAUUACAUGCUGGGAAAAGAUCUGCCCUAUUUUCACUGGAAUCGGUUAUGCUUCCAUAGUGAUUGUGUCCCUUCUGAAUGUGUACUACAUCGUCAUCCUGGCUUGGGGAGUGUACUAUCUGUUCCAGUCAUUUCAGAGCGUCCUACCUUGGUCGCUUUGUGGUCAGAAGUGGAACACACCUACUUGCGUGGAAGACACUCUCAGGAAGAACAAAACACUCUGGUUGUCACUGAACAUUACAAACUUCACAUCGCCCGUCACAGAGUUUUGGGAGCGCAACGUACUGAGCUUGUCUACGGGGAUUGAAGAUGUUGGUGUUGUCAAGUGGGAUCUGGCACUGUGUCUUCUCUUUGUCUGGGUGAUAUGUUUCUUCUGCAUUUGGAAAGGCGUCAAGUCUACUGGGAAAGUUGUGUACUUCACCGCUACAUUCCCAUUCGUCAUGCUUAUUGUGCUGUUAAUCCGUGGUGUCACCCUGCCUGGAGCUGCAGAGGGCAUCAAAUUUUACCUUUACCCUGAUGUAUCACGGUUAGCAGAUCCACAGGUCUGGAUAGAUGCCGGGACACAAAUCUUCUUCUCGUAUGCAAUCUGCUUAGGAGCAAUGACAUCCCUGGGAAGCUACAACAAGUAUAAAUACAACUGUUACAGGGACUGUUUGCUGCUGGGAUGCCUGAACAGUGGUACCAGUUUUGUGUCUGGCUUCGCAAUUUUUUCCGUCCUGGGCUUCAUGGCACAAGAGCAAGGGGUGAACAUUGCUGAUGUGGCAGAGUCAGGUCCAGGCCUGGCCUUCAUUGCCUACCCAAAAGCUGUGACCAUGAUGCCGGCGCCUACUGUUUGGGCUAUCCUAUUCUUUGUUAUGCUUCUGUUGAUUGGACUGGAUAGCCAGUUUGUUGAAGUUGAAGGACAGAUCACGUCAUUAGUUGAUCUGUACCCAUCCUUCCUAAGGAAGGGUUACCGACGGGAAAUCUUCAUUGCUAUAGUGUGUUUCCUUAGCUAUCUUCUGGGACUAACUAUGGUGACUGAAGGUGGCAUGUAUGUGUUUCAACUCUUUGACUACUAUGCAGCUAGUGGUGUAUGCCUUUUGUGGGUUGCAUUCUUUGAAUGUGUUGCUGUAGCCUGGGUUUAUGGCGCUGAUAAUAUGUAUGAUGCCAUUGAAGAUAUGAUUGGAUACAGACCUGGUCCCUGGAUGAAAUGGAGCUGGAUUCUAAUCACACCACUUCUUUGCGUGGCAUGCUUUAUCUUUUCUCUGGUCAAGUAUACACCUCUGACCUACAACAAAGUUUACACAUACCCUGACUGGUCAGUCGGCGUGGGAUGGGUUCUUGCUCUUUCCUCCAUGAUCUGCAUCCCAUUGGUGAUGGUCAUCCGCAUUGUACAGUCGGAUGGCUCACUUAUUGAGAGAAUAAAAACAGUGGCUGCCCCUAGGGAAGUGAGUCGGUGGGCCAAAGAAAUGGAAAGCACCACCUCAUUCUGCCCCAAUGGAACUCCUAAUGGUGGACUGAUUAAGCCAACUCACGUCAUUGUGGAGACUAUGAUGUGAGCUCUCUCUGUGAGAGGAUAAACCUGCUUUAACUGCCAUUUACUAACCAUAGAUUCUCAUAGGACCGGGUUUACAGAGCUUUAUAUUUGCACUAGGAUUUAUUUUUAUUUCUCACAGAGAAAGUUAUUUUUUGUGGUGUUUUUUCUUUUCUUUUUCUUUUUUUUUACGUAUUUUGUAAGGUAAUCACAGCAGAAGCCUCUUGCAGGAGGCAGUUUUCAUAUCAGACAGACCUAUUACAGGAAUUUACUACCAUUUGGGUUUUAAUAGCUCUCUGAAUAUUAUACAUCUUAUCACUUGAAAUUGAUUUUCUUGCCAGCAAUAUAUUCAAAUCUCAGAAAGCAAUUUUUUAGGUGCUGGUGUGGUUGGGAACAGGGUAAACCCUAGAACUCAUGAGUGAGUUCUGUUGAGAGAAAUUGUAAAUGAAGAAAAAAGGUGAAUGUUGCUUCAAGGGAUUGGUUUUCAAAGGUGUAGUGCUUUUCUUCCUCUGGUUCAGGCAGGGUGAAUGACAGAUUUCUGAGUCAAGAUGUUACCUUUGCUAUGGUCCGUGUAAAAAUAUAUAUAUAUCUGUUCAACUGGAGGAGAGAAAUUUAUGGGGGAGGGAGGACUGUAGUUAGGAAUUAAAUACCCAAUCAGGAUGCCUGUCCCUCCUGAGCAUUGUGUAAAAAGUCCAGUCACAGUAGACGACAAAAUACGUAUUGCCUACAGAAGACAUUUUGCCUGAGGCAGGAGUUUUGUGUACAUACCCUUUAGUUUUCCUGCACACCGUAGGUUAGCUGAGGUGUUCCUAGUUUAAACUUGCACUUUGUAUGAACAGAACAGUAGGAGGAGUCUGUGCGAUAGCUAAGAUCUGAAUUAUGAAGAGGCAGCAUUCAUGUUUUAUGGAAUUUAAAAUAGAUAUGUAUUUUGUAAACUGUUGGGCUUUGGUAUCAAAAGAAAAAUAUGUUGAGGACAAUGAUCGCACCAAGCUUAACACCCAGCCAGUUAUUCAUUACCCCAGGAGCAAAACAGCCCACGGAUAUAUUGUACACCAGGCAUUUCCAGCAGGCACAUUUUUAAUAAUAGUAAUUAAGUGAAGAGGACAAUAAUGCUUAGCACAUCCAUAUGCGCUGUUCAGCCGUAUACCUCAAAUUGGUAUCCCUAUUUAUUUAUUUAUUUAUUUAGACUAUUGUUGGUGCAGUGGGGGAAGCAGGCCCAGGGAGGGAAAGUGACUUGGCCAAGGUUACAGCAACUCAGUGGCAGAGCUAGGACUAGAACUCAGGUCUCCUAACUGGCUUGCCCCAGAGGACCAUCUACCACCAUUUUGGUUUUUUGGGUAAUGCAUGUAUGGGGGACAAAAAGGGGGAAUUCAACCUACUAUAAACUAGGGCUUUAUGUAAAUUAAGAGACGGAAGUCUGUAAUAUUUCUUUGGUUAAAAAACAUUACAUACCAUUCCAAUUUAGACUUAAGAAAAAUAAAAAGAAAGCAUUUAAUGCAGUACAUCGCUCCUAAACAGUUUUUAAAGCUGGAUGGCUGUAGCUAAACUGAUCACAUAGGCCAGAUCGAGAAUUUCAAUAGAUAUUUGCUCCCUGAAGAAUUUCAAAAAUCUGGAUAGAUCUUGUUUCAUAAACCUCAACACACGCUGAGAAGAGGCUCCCUAAAGAAAUCCAGCCCUUUCCAUUUGGGUAUUGUACUUGGGAGAUAAUCCUCCUAAUCAUAGUGCCACAGUUACGCUAGCCAAAGGGAUCUGGGAAGAGAUUCAGCAGCCGAAUCUGUUCCUGCUUAUACUGUUGCCAGUUCAGUUUGUCUAUGGGUAGAUUUUUGCAGUUUAAAUGGGAACAUAUCCAGUUCUUAACAUUCCUACAUGGGACAUUUUUAAAAAGAUGGCCCAUGCAUUAACUGUAGGCAGCGUUGUUACAGCCAUGUCGGUCCCAGGAUAUGAGAGAGACAAGCUGGGUGAGGUAAUCUCUUUUAUGGGACCAACUUCUGUUGGCGAGGGAGACAAGCUUUUGAGGUACACAGAACUGUCAUGCACUAACUGGUCACUGCAGCAGAAGCAUAUGUCGAGUUAGUAUUAAUGUAAAACGUAAGGGGCAAUUUAGAAGUAAGAAAGGGACCAAAAAAAAGUGUCUUGUAUAGCGGGAGAGUCUUUGAGUCUCUGUUUUUAAGUCAAAGAGGCUGAAUUCCAGCAACAAAAACAGCCAACACCCCGUUGCUUGUGUUUUCUUUUCCAAUUACUGUAUUAUGAGAGCUGCAGCUGAAAACACUUUUAUAAUUUGUUAUGGCAAAUAUCACAUCUCACGUGCUGGCCUGAUGGUAAUAGCCACCCUAAAGCUACUCCAGGUGUCUUGACCAUCUCAACAGAAGAAUUUUCUAAGCCAACAUGAUUACAACUGGAUUUUAAGAACUUUACUUAAGAAAAAAAAAACCCAACAAUUCCUGUGUUUAAUUUUUUUUAUCUUUAACUAUCAAAAAGCAAUUCAAUUAAAGCUAAAACUCUGUCAGACAUGUUGUUCUGUAUUCCAGCCUUUGUGGCAACAGAGAAGGUCUGAGCCAAAGCCUGCUGAAGUCAAAUCUCGUCAUACGUUGUGUAUAGGCACAAUGGCACGAGUUAAGGUCAGAAUAGCAGCCCAGUAAUUAAAUUCCUCGUUUCAGUUAGUGUAAGUGACAGUAGCAUAUUUUGUUAUAGACUCACAUUUUGUGUGUGCGGACAUACUCUAUAAGGUGUAUAUCUGAGAGGGACACUAAUGAGAAAAAUAGUUUGAAGGUUGAGAUUUCAAAAGUAGGUGGUGCGUCAGAGAUGGAUAUUUCACCAUGCUUCAGAUAUGGUGGAGGGGGGAUUUGCAUUAGGAACCAGAGGGUUAAUACUACACCUUUAAAACUACAAAUAAACAAGACCGAGAGCCCAGCUCCAUUUUGACUCAAACUGUGCCAUUCAAAUCAGUCGCUUCCAAGUGAAAGUGUCUCACACACAUAUGCAAUGACCUCCCUGAAGUUCUGUUGGUGUAAGUUUCGCUGGCCCCGGCUUGUGCUGUUCAGCCUGAGUGCCAGAUUCAUGAUGCGCUAUUAAAUCAUUUCUGUAAAACAGUCACCCAGAACAAUGCUGGACACCAGCCCACGGUUUUCAGCACAAGUGAGCCUAGUCACAUUUUAGAAUGGUUCCUAAUGUUUUAUCAGAUUUCUAAAUUUUACCUGGUGGUAAACUUGCAUUUCAACAUUGUAGUCUGCUAAAUGAAAACAAAAACAAAAACAGUAAAUGAUUCUUUCAAGUUUAUGUUUUCUACAUAUUUAUGAUUGCAACAAUAACUAAUUUUCUAAUUUACUUUGUAACCAUGUGUGACCUAUUUUACCUGUCCUAUGCAGCUGAGGCACUAAAUAUCAUGACUAAUCAUAGGUGAACUGAUUUCAGUUAAGGGGAAAAAUACCCCAGAUGUUGGCCCCAAAAUCUUUGGGGGGAAAAAAAAAAUUCUCUUUUUACAUUUCAUGCACUUUUAUACUUUGUGGUUUCUUUUGGGUUUGGACAUGGCAAUAUUUCCAACUUCACUGAAAUCAAGUACUGAAAAUUUCAUGGGUGAAAUCUUGUGCUCAUAAGAUUUUCAGACCAAAGCGGUUAAUCGAAACUUAGGAUUCUUAUCUAAACCGAACCUUCCAAACUCUUGCAGUUCACCUGUCACUAGUCGUGAUCUCAUUAAAAGUCACGCAGUAUAACGAUGUAACCAGUAGACUGUAGUGGUACAACAUGGUUUCAUGAACAGAAUUUGUUUUGGUUCUCAUUCAUUUUCCUUUUCAUGAUGACUCUGAUCCAAACAGAUCUCUGAGCUUCCAUAUGUCCUCAAUGAAGUUUGGGAUAUGAAAGCCAACAUGGAUCUGUUCCUAUGCAGCAAAUGAAAAUAAAAAAGCACAGUAGUUCUAUGUACCACCUUAAAAUACGUUGCUAUCCAAGCUGCAGUGGAAGGUCAGCUUUUGAAUGUGGGUUCGGGAAGUAGAUCAGCACUGGUGCACUUGAAUAAAAAAAAGUCUGCAGCCUUCUAAUUGUUUUAACAAGAAAACAGCAGAGCAUUUUAUAUUGUCACUGUAAUCACAUGAUCAGUGGCUGAUCAGAACUCGGGCUUGUUUUUAAUGUAGUAUAUGUCCUAACUGCUCACCUGCAGAUGGACAUGGCUACCCAGCCUCUGUCCCAAAUAGCUCUAGAUCUGAAAAAGAGUGAAAAUGUCCAGCAGUCAGUAGUACGUUGUUGAGCAGAAUUGACAAUUUGGUAAUGUCCGUCUUUGGCAUAAGUGCAUUCAAAUCCUGUACCCAUUGAUAACAAUCGCUUACCCGCCAUUUGUCUUCAGUGGGCGAACGACUGAACACUUGGAGGAACUGGUUAUGAAGCCAUGGCUUGUGCUCACUGUGGGAUCAGGUGGGGAGACAGUGUAAAUAAAGGGUUAAAUAAGAUGUGUAUUGGGUGGAGGGCACAGACUACUAAAGUAUUUCAAGUGCACUGGGAAGAAAGAUGGCCAUCACCUCACAUCCAGGAAAUUCAGUGCAUUUGGCACGCUCCCUGUAGCAAACAACUAUUUUCAAUUAACAUCUUAAAUGAGACCUCCUCCCCCCCACACACAAUUAAAAACAGCCUUAGGGGAGGUGCUGCUAUGUCCAGUCUUCAACAUAUUGACGUCAUUCUUGGGAGAUGAUCUGAUCAGGUAUUGCUGGCAAAGAAAACUGUACAAAGGAAAAGCGUUUUUGAAUGCACUGCAGCACCAAUGCCACCCCACCUUGUUUGAUGAUUCACAGGAGUGCACUGAAGUAGGGUGGGACAGGUUAGCCAGUAUUCAUAGGUGAGAAGCCUAAACCUCAAGGAGCCGAGAUCACCUCUUCUUAACUAGGGAUGGGGUGAAAUAAAAGCUCAGAACCAACCACCCUGAACUUUGGGGAACCUAGGUUAAGAUUCAUGGCUGCCUCUGUCAUAGGCUGAACUGAAAUCCCAGGUCCAAAAUACCCCCAAAUUGUACAAGAGUUCAGCUAUGGAUCUGAAGGUCACAGGUUGGGCCCAUUUCUUCCAGAGUUAGAUGCCAAAGCCUUGUAUUUAAAAUUAAAGGUUAUUAUUAACUCUCAGCUGAGAAGCAUUCAGGAACUACUAGGACACAACCUUUAAUCUAGGAUAUUUAUUCAUUUUUAAUCUAGGAUGAACACGCUCCUAAUUGUACUAAUUUGUUUACCGAGGAAUUAAUGUUAAAUAGGACAUGUUGGGUUUACAGCUUUUCGAUGUAUUACUCUUUAGUUUAUUCUAAGCUACUGUAAGAAGGACAUCAACGCAUCAGAUCAAAUCCCUAGCUACAAAGCAAACAUGACUCAAGCAUCUGGGGACACGGAACAUAAGAGAGCAAGCCAGAUGCGUGAAAUAAGACCUUGAUCUUGCAUGCCUUGGUUAAAAGGCUCACUGAUUUCAAUGGACAAUUUAAUUUCAGCAGAAAUUUUAACCCAAGACAGUGCCCAAUCAGGACUACAGCUGGUCAAAAAAAUUUUUUUUUAAGGAAACACCUCCCCCACCACCACCAAACUGAAAAUGUUUCAUUCAAAGGGUUCUAUUUUUUCCAAAGGCAAACAUUUUCAGUUUUUUUCCUUGUUUUUAUUAUUAUUUAAAAAGUGGACAUUUUGAAAAAAAAAUUCUUCAAAAUUUCCAUUACAAAACAAAACAAAAAAAACCCACCCAGGUGGCGUUUUUCAACCAUUUCUAAUCAAAAGCUGAAACAAGAUCUGAAAAAGCUUAACCAAAGUACAGCUUUAGUGUUGGUUUUAAACCUGGAAACAAGCAAGGAUCAAAGUCUGUGAAGGCAGGUUGAAAAAUGUGUGCGCAGGGGGAGGGAUUCACAAAAAUUCUGUUAAUUUCGCCUUCCAUUUUUCCCCCAUUAAAAUCAGAAUUUUAGGCCCACUCAGAGGCUACAAGAGAACUAGGAAAAGAAACUGGAUUUCUUUAGCCUGGCACUUGUCUGUAAAUCUUUUGCAGCUGGGGUGUGAAAAGGUUUUUACAGUAGACAAAGUGGCAGAACACCAGUGUUGAAAUUUUGUUGGGAGGCUGAACAUUGAGGUGGUCCAUCAUUUGCUCUUGUCCAAGAACCCAAGGAUGUUCUCUUAGCAUUGGAUUAAUUGAAGUACUGAUCUGAAACGCUCAUUGUUUUGCUAGGAUUUUUUUUUUUCAGUGUGAUGUUGUGAUUGUUACCUGAUAUGUGUCCAGGGACUUCACAUAGUAAGCGGUGGUCCAUCUUGUUGGAUGUAGUUAGCUAAAAAACAGUGAUGGUGGUGAUUAUUUUUGUUUUUUAUUUAAAUUCCUAAUAACUGUAACUACAGUAUGUGAUAAGUAGCACAUGGAAGAGUGAGGAUGUUUAAGUCACCUGACCUUUUUUAAGACUUUAACAAUAAUUGUUUAAAAAAAAAAUCUGGUUUUGUUCUGAGCAGGACUGUUUGUAUUUGAAUAAGAUCCUGGAGUGUAAUUCAAUCCUUAAAACUAGCCUUUGUGUAUACAGUAAAUGUUUGUAUUUUGCAGUAUCUGUUUUGAUUUUUAGAUAAAAAUGUAUAUUGAUAUUUUUAAGUCAUCUUUGCUUUUUUAGAUGGAGUUUGUAAUCACCUUAUAACAGAAAAUAAAUCUUUCCUUUAUAAAUCAAA
Chrysemys picta bellii (western painted turtle) is the source of this 8810-nucleotide messenger RNA. RefSeq names its product solute carrier family 6 member 6 (gene SLC6A6). The record is from RefSeq and is a predicted model, not a curated record. Gene Ontology annotation, cellular component: plasma membrane. Gene Ontology annotation, molecular function: taurine:sodium symporter activity; gamma-aminobutyric acid:sodium:chloride symporter activity. Gene Ontology annotation, biological process: taurine transmembrane transport; neurotransmitter transport; sodium ion transmembrane transport. Lineage: Eukaryota; Metazoa; Chordata; Testudines; Emydidae.